Scatophagus argus is the source of this 1678-nucleotide messenger RNA. RefSeq names its product solute carrier family 2 member 9, like 1 (gene slc2a9l1). Gene Ontology annotation, molecular function: hexose transmembrane transporter activity. NCBI's taxonomy places the organism in Eukaryota, Metazoa, Chordata, Actinopteri, Scatophagidae. The record is from RefSeq and is a predicted model, not a curated record. Gene Ontology annotation, cellular component: membrane. The coding region runs from base 28 to 1503 and encodes 491 amino acids. The transcript has 12 exons. Gene Ontology annotation, biological process: monosaccharide transmembrane transport.
UUUGAGGUCCAUGCCUGAAAAGACAGAAUGGAAACUUUGCUACACCAGCUGACUCAUGGCAAUGCUCUGCUCCUCAUCUUUAUUUUGGGAAUUGGCGGAACCUUUCAUUCUGGCUACCACCUUACUGGACUGAGUUCUCCCUCGCCGUACAUACAGCAGUUCAUCAACAGCAGCUGGUAUGACAGAUAUGGAGAGCCUCCACCUCCGCAGACUGUCACAAUGAUCUGGUCCCUUAUCGUUUCCCUGUACGCUGUGGGGGGACUCUUCGGCGUCAUUAGUGUCAAAUUUGUCUCACGCAUGCUGGGAAGAAAAAAGACGGUGAUCUUCAACAGCGUUAUCGCCAUUGUGGGAGCGGGAAUCAUGCUGACGAGUAAAAGUGCCAAAUCAUAUGAAAUGAUUGUAGUGGCGAGGAUCCUCUAUGGCUUCACGGCAGGUUUGGGACAUAGCAGCCAUUUAAUGUACCUGGCAGAGAUUUCACCCAGAAAACUCAGAGGCAUAGUGACUCUGACCUCAGCCACCUUCAUGUCUCUUGGCAAACUGUCAGGACAGUUUUUUGGACUGAGUGUGAUCCUCGGUCGUGAGGAGCUGUGGAACGUCGUCCUCUGCGUCCCUGCAUUCUUCUCAGUGGCUCAGAUCAUAGUGUUGCCUUUUCUUCCCGAGGCUCCCAGAUACUUGUUCAUAGAGAAAGGCGACGAUAAGGCUUGCAAAAAAGCUCUCCAGAGUCUGUGGGGCCAAGGUGACUACAAAGAGGAGAUGGACGACAUGUUGGCUGAGCAGGCAGCCGUCGAGGCAGCCCCACCGAAAAACCCCCUGCAGCUCCUGAGGGACAGGACUGUCCGAUGGCAGCUCGUGACCGUGUUCAUCAUCUACUGCUGCAACCAGCUGUCAGGCAUGUCUGUGGUCAGUAUCUUCUCUUUUGACAUCUUCCUUGAGGCAGGUAUACCAAGAGAGAAGAUCCGCUAUGUCACUCUCGGUCUCGGAGUAACUGAAAUCCUCACUUCCAUCUCCUGUGGUCUGCUGAUUGAGCACACAGGGAGGAGGCUGCUGUUGUGGGGGGGUUAUGGUCUCAUGUCUGUCACCUGGGUGUUGGUCACCGUCACGCUCAACCUGAAGGACUCCAGCUACUGGGUUCCAUACAGUGCCGCCAGUUUGAUCAUCCUCUUCAUCAUCUUCUUCGGCGGUGGACCUGGGGGAGUUACACCCACUCUCAGCAGUGAGCUCUUCAUCCAGUCUGAUCGACUGGCAUCGUUGGUCCUCAUUGGGAUCCAGCGCUGGGUGCUGUUCGCUGUGCUGGGUCUGGUCUUUCCGUUCCUCAUUACUGCCCUCAACGCGUUCUGCUUUGCGCUGUUCGCCUGUGUGUGCCUGCUGGGUUGUCUUUUUACUUUCUUCUUCCUGCCUGAGACGAAAGGAAAGACCCUGCUGGAGAUCUCAGAGGAGUUUAAAGCCAUCACUGUCUGUGGGAAAUCAUUCUCAGAGAGAAAAAUACUGGAGACCAAGUUAUAAGGAAGACCUGAAGGAGUCGCAGCAGACUGUUGCUUCAGACUAACCAGGGGAAUGAUGAACGCGUUGUGUGUUUUAAUCAACUGCAAAAGCGUCACUUUGUGAAAACUGUUUAUCAUACAGGGGAAAAACAACUGUAAAAUAAAUAAAUAAAAAGCUUCAACAGGUGUUGUUAUUU